This is a messenger RNA of Spinacia oleracea (spinach), 2892 nucleotides long. Its product is annotated as probable inactive receptor kinase At5g58300. Gene Ontology annotation, molecular function: ATP binding; protein binding; protein kinase activity. The record is from RefSeq and is a predicted model, not a curated record. Gene Ontology annotation, biological process: protein phosphorylation. The coding region runs from base 686 to 2611 and encodes 641 amino acids. The transcript has 3 exons. NCBI's taxonomy places the organism in Eukaryota, Viridiplantae, Streptophyta, Magnoliopsida, Caryophyllales, Amaranthaceae.
UCGUGAUUCGCCUGUAAUCCCACUUUGCUGAUCCCCAGCUUCACUACCAGACUGUACUUCACUCUUCAUUUUUUUUCAAUUAUUUUUGACCAGUCUACUGUACAAAACUUCAUUACUCAUUAGUUCUAUUUUUUUUUAUUUUUUUUUUUUUCCCACUUUCACCAUAUUCUCUAUAUCACCAACUCCUCCUUUUUUCUCUCUCCUUUUUUUUUUUGGGUUUUCUGGGUCCAUCUCAAAAUUCCCUAUUUUUCUUGCUUUCUCUCUCUAUUAAUCACUGAAAUUCAAGUGUUUUUUUUUGUAGUUGAGCCGCUUUAAAUGAGAGAAAGAGAAACUCUCAUUUAAUGCUGAAUUCCUCAUACUAAUAUCGGUACAAAUCGUCGUUUCAUUUCGGUUUACCGACGCUUUUCUUUUUCUACGUCGUUUUCUCAUGAAUAAAUUAACUAAACCCAAAAUUGCCAUAAAAAUCACACUGUAAUCUCAACUGGGUUUCCUUCUACAUUGGUGGGUUUCUCUACAUUUUCGCCUCCCCUGCUUUUAUCUCGAGUGUUAUUGUCAACCUCUCCUUCAGAUGUAAUAUAAGUCAUAAAAGGACUUCUUAUUGGGACAGAUCAAAUAGCAACACCACUCAUGGUUUCAUCUCUGCAUCUAGCAUUAUCUUAAUAUAGCAUCAGCAGAAAAGUCCACCAUGAAGCGCAAAUCCUCUUUAGAACUCUCUGUCUUUCUUCUCCAAGUUGCUAUCCUCCCCCUCAUUUGUGCUGACUUGAACUCAGACAGGCAAGCUCUUCUUAAUUUUGCUGCUAAUGUUCCACAUAGCCGAAAGCUCAACUGGAAUGUUGCUUCUCCAAUUUGCACCUCUUGGGCUGGUAUUACUUGCAAUACCCAAGGAACCCGUGUUGUUGCUGUCCAUCUCCCAGGAAUUGGGCUCGUUGGCCCGAUACCAUCUGGCACCAUUGGGAAACUAGACGCCCUUGAAAUCCUAAGCCUGAGAUCAAACAGCCUCAAUGGGAAAAUUCCUACUGACAUGUGUUCUUUAACAUCACUCCAUUACUUAUUCCUUCAAUCAAAUAAUUUCUCAGGGAGCAUUCCCGAAACUCUUUCUCCUGGACUUAUGGUGUUGGAUUUAAGCUUCAACUCCUUCACUGGAAAUAUUCCUUCAGUUAUCAACAAUUUGACAAGGCUUAUGGUGUUGGAUCUCCAAGAUAAUUUGCUUUCAGGUUCUGUUCCUGACCUUAAACCCCCGAGGCUCAAAUUUUUAAACAUUAGCUACAACAAGUUAAAUGGUGAAAUCCCAUCUUCACUUCAGAAGUUCCCUAGUUCAUCAUUUUUGGGGAACCCCUUAUGUGGGCCACCUCUGGACAGUUGCUCCUCCAGUGACCUAUCACCUGCUCCAGCUUCCUUGGUGUCUCCAUCAACACUCCCCAUGAAAAGCAAAACUGGCAAUAGCAGGAAACUCAGUAUAGGCGCCAUAAUUGCUAUUGUAGUAGGCAGCAUUGCUGCGUUGUUUCUUGCUAUAAUGAUAAUCUUAUUAUGCUGUUUGAAGAAAAGAAGUGUAGAAGAUAGUGCAGUUGAUAAAGGGAAAGAAGUUAAUGUGAAGAAGGGCAAAAACCAAAUGCCAAAGGAAGACUUCGGGAGUGGUGUGCAAACAUCUGAAAAGAACAAAUUGGUAUUCUUUGAAGGCUGCUCUUAUAACUUUGAUCUGGAGGACUUGCUUAGAGCUUCAGCGGAAGUUCUUGGGAAAGGGAGCUAUGGAACAGCAUACAAAGCAAUUUUGGACGAGGGAGUUGUUGUGGUGGUAAAAAGGCUGAAGGAGGUGGGAAUUGGCAAGAGGGAAUUUGAACAGCAAAUGGAGAUGGUUAGCAAAGUUGGUCAACAUCCAAAUCUCGUGCCUCUUCGGGCUUACUAUUUCUCCAAGGAUGAAAAACUUCUAGUGUAUGAUUUCAUGCCUGGUGGUAGCUUAAGUGCAGUCUUGCAUGGCUCUGGCUAUAAUGGAAAGACUCCCCUAGAUUGGAACUCUAGAAUUACAAUUGCAUUAGGAGCUGCACGAGGAAUACUCCAUGUCCACAGUGAGGCAGGGGGAAAAUUUAUCCACGGAAACAUUAAGUCCUCGAAUAUUCUCCUCUCACAAGAUCACGAAGGUUGCAUCUCUGAUUUCGGCUUGCCUCUGUUGAUGAAUUUCCAAGGCAUCACCUCGAGGAGCAUAGGGUACCAUGCUCCAGAAGUGAUAGAAGCAAGAAAAGCCAGUCAAAAAUCGGAUGUUUACAGCUUUGGAGUACUUGUGUUGGAGAUGCUUACAGGGAAAGCCCCUCUUAAGACAAGCCAUGGACAAUGUGAUGUGAUUGAUCUCCCUAGAUGGGUGCAGUCUGUAGUGAGAGAAGAGUGGACUUCUGAGGUAUUUGAUGUUGAGCUGCUAAAGAGUCCAAAUGCCGAAGAGGAAAUGGUGCAGAUGUUACAGAUAGCAUUGGCUUGUGUUGCUAGAGUUCCUGAUAUGAGGCCUGUAAUGGAAGAUGUGGUCAGAAUGAUUGAGGAAAUUAGACCAUCCGAGUCAGAAGAGAGACCGUCUUCUGACGAGAACAAGUCUAAGGACUCUAACGUUGGAACCCCUACCCCUUGAUUUUCCCCAACGCUCUUAGCGUUAAGAGUUAAAUCCAGAUCUCAGAUUUGUCAUUGGAGACAUGAAAUGUGAUUUUCUGAUUGCAGGUGAUAAUGAUUAUUCCUAAUUUACGCAAAUUUUCUAGGCUUGUGCAACUGUUUGUUGAGCAGAUAAGCUUCUUGAGAGUGAUGUCAAAUUGCAUUGAUGCAAAAAGAAUACGAAGUACUACAUAUGUUUGAUUAUGAGCUAUGUAUGAAUUAUGCUUUGGCAUUUGGUGUUAUCUUUUGUUAAAACUACUGCAA